GAUUGGUCUUGAAAGAAUGUUCCGUCAUUGUGUGCUGUUCAGCCGAUCCUUCCCCAGUAAAAUAUUGGGCUUCCCGGCAGGCCAAACGAUCGAUAGCAGAGCUCCUAAAAAUUCUCUUCUUCGCCUUCUCCACUACUUCUCCUCUGAUUUCUCGCCCCCCACCCCAAUCUUUGAUCCCCACGGCGCGAUUCCCCGCGGAGAUCUAGCGCUGCUGAAGGUAAGCGCAUCAACCCUCGUUUUUAUCUCCUUCCGUUCUUCGAUUUGGCUCUAGAUUUUGAGCUCCGUUCGAUCCUAUCUCCCCGAGGUUGGACAUGGCGGUCGGCGAGAGCUCGUCCCCCGGAUCCUCUGCCGAGAGCGAGAACCCUAAAGCGGAUCAGAGCCCCCGGUCGUUGGACUCCUCGCCGCCGCUAGCGGCGGCGGAGGCCGAUGGUGCGAUCGAGACGUUCGCCCGGAGGGUCCAGGAGACCCUCUCCCUUGGGAAGCGGCACCGGUUCUGGGAGACCCAGCCGGUGGGCCAGUUCAAGGAUCUCGGCGACCCCAGCCUCUCCGAGGGCCCGAUCGAGCCCCCGACGCCGCUAUCCGAUGUCAAGCCGGAGCCCUACAACCUCCCCGCACAGUACGAGUGGACCACCUGCGACAUGGACGACGACCAGACCUGCGGCGAGGUCUACAACCUCCUCACCAGCAACUACGUCGAGGACGAUGAGAAUAUGUUCCGGUUCAACUACUCCAAGGAGUUCCUCCGGUGGGCUCUCCGCCCCCCGGGCUACUACAAGGCCUGGCACAUCGGCGUCCGGGUGAAGGCCAGCAAAAAGCUCGUGGCUUUCAUCACUGGCGUGCCGGCGAGGAUCCGGGUGAGGGAUGACAUCGUUCGCAUGGCGGAGAUCAACUUCCUGUGCGUCCACAAGAAGCUGCGGUCGAAGCGGCUUGCACCUGUGAUGAUCAAGGAGGUAACCAGGAGGGUCCACCUCGAGAAUAUCUGGCAGGCGGCGUACACGGCCGGCGUGGUCCUCCCGACACCCGUCACGACGUGCCGGUACUGGCACCGGUCGCUGAACCCGAAGAAGCUCAUUGAUGUAGGGUUCUCCAGGCUUGGAGCACGGAUGACCAUGAACCGGACAAUUAGGCUCUACAAGCUGCCUGAAUCCACUGUGACCCCGGGAUUCAGGAAAAUGGAGCUCCGUGAUGUUCCAGCGGUCACCCGGUUGCUGAGGCAGUACUUGAGCCAGUUUGUGGUCGCACCUGAUUUUGAUGAGAACGAUGUCGAACAUUGGCUUCUUCCAUUGGAGAAUGUGGUGGAUAGUUACUUGGUUGAGAGCCCUGAGAGACAUGAAGUCACAGACUUCUGCAGCUUCUACACCCUUCCAUCUUCAAUUCUCAACAACCAGAACUACUCUGUGUUGAAGGCUGCGUAUUCUUACUACAAUGUGUCCACGAAGACUCCUUUGCUUCAGCUGAUGAAUGAUGCACUUAUUGUGGCAAAACAGAAGGCCUAUGAUGUCUUCAAUGCUCUUGAUGUCAUGCACAAUGAGUCUUUCCUCAAGGAACUGAAGUUUGGGCCUGGGGAUGGGCAGCUGCAUUACUAUCUAUAUAAUUAUCGGAUCAGGAAUCCUUUGAAAGCAUCAGAGCUCGGACUUGUACUUCUAUAGGUUGCUCCUUAGGUCUUGGAUUUCUGGUGAGUCACUGAAUAAUAUCCUGUAGUCUUUGCUAAAUAUCCGGAGUAUUUACCAGCCUUUUUACCGUUUGAUAGUUCUGAAUCCAAUUAUCAUGGGUAAGAAAAGAUCAGAAUAUGGACUUUUAUUUAGUAGCAAGUGAGUUUAAAGAACCUUGUUUAUGUUUGACUGCAAUGACAUGCAUUUCUUGGUCCACUACUCAGUGCUAGUUCUAAGUUUCUGU
Molecule: messenger RNA, 1896 nt
Organism: Elaeis guineensis (African oil palm)
Lineage: Eukaryota; Viridiplantae; Streptophyta; Magnoliopsida; Arecales; Arecaceae
Product: glycylpeptide N-tetradecanoyltransferase 1
Biological process (GO): N-terminal peptidyl-glycine N-myristoylation
Cellular component (GO): cytoplasm
Molecular function (GO): glycylpeptide N-tetradecanoyltransferase activity
Source: RefSeq, a predicted model, not a curated record